AAUACAAACUUUCGGAAAAGUCAAAAAUAUAAUUAUGAAUUACUUUUUGAUCUUCACUAUCUUCAGCCUCAUGUUGGUCAUCAGCUUGGGACAAUCGGAGGCUUUUAUAAUUGGACCAGUUCAACAACUGGAGGAACUCGCGCACAAGUUGGCAAAAAUAGCUUUUGAAUUGGCUAAGCCCAUCGAAAAAGCCAUUGCCAAGCAAUAAUGAACAAAAAGUACCAUUGUAAUAACUGAUCACUUUCCAAUAAAUGUAUUGUUUAUAGUAAAUAAUUAAA
Molecule: messenger RNA, 278 nt
Organism: Drosophila takahashii
Lineage: Eukaryota; Metazoa; Arthropoda; Insecta; Diptera; Drosophilidae
Source: RefSeq, a predicted model, not a curated record